Molecule: messenger RNA, 2022 nt
Organism: Trichoderma citrinoviride
Lineage: Eukaryota; Fungi; Ascomycota; Sordariomycetes; Hypocreales; Hypocreaceae
Product: alpha/beta-hydrolase
Exons: 4
Coding region: 1-2022 (673 amino acids)
Biological process (GO): proteolysis
Molecular function (GO): serine-type endopeptidase activity
Source: RefSeq, a predicted model, not a curated record
AUGGUUCGAGUGCAGAACCUCACGGCUGAGGUCCUACUGAGGGACCCGAGGCGUGGUCCGGCCGUUCCAAAUAGAAGCGGGACGCAUGCUCUCUAUACAACUUCGACACAUGUUCUCGGCGGCAAGACAAGACAGGACUUCCGCAUCCUCGACAUCGAAACUGGGAAAUCGACGCUACUUUCGAGCGAUCCCCGUGUCCACGAUGCUCUCUGGAUUCCCUCUGCGAAGCUCGAUAUCAUCUAUCUGCAGUCCGGGGAAAAUGGUCGAACCCAGGUGCUGAUAGCAUCAGCAGCAGAUGCAUCUGCCGAGCACUAUCUGGCAGCAGAAAUCGAUGCCCCAGUGUCGAACCUGAAGCUGAGAGCGUUGGACAAUGGCAGCGUCGCAUUCGUAGUCACUGCUCUUGUUGGCGAGUCCGGCUUGUACAACCAAGAGGCCGCCCAGAAAGGAUCAACAGCGAGAUGGAAUGCCUCAUGUAGGCCCAACAGAUGCAGCCUCUGGUAUAACGAGCUCGCCCUUCGCAACGGCCGCUGGGAGCUUCAAGGAGAGAUCUUCAACUUGGUUGACGACAUAGAUCUGGAAGCUCCAUCUCGCACCUAUACCGACGCGCCUUGCAACGACUUUGACAUCUGCCGGAAUGGAAUUGCCUUUGUCUCGCGGAAUUUGAGGGAGCGUGGGCCAGAUGGAAGCCCGGCCAUGUCCGUCUACUUCGUACGCCUGGAUUCCUUUUCUAUGCCACCAGAUGGCAUGCCCAGACAGAUAUUCAUACCCACUUCCUCCGAGCCCGCCUCCAUCACGAAUGUGCGAUUCACGCCGGAUUCUUCGAGCAUUGGCUUCCUCUACACAGCCCAUGACGACCCCUACAACACUCGGCUAUUUCUGGCUUCCGUUCACUCGCUCGACGCCUUUGACGUCUUCAGCCUCGUGACCAGUGUCGAUGACGAAGAGGACAACCCGCCAAGGGCCUUCGAGUUUGCCGGUAGCUCUGAUUCGGUGAUUCUACAAAGCCACCAGCUGGGUCACCAGACCCUUUCCCGUCUCAUGCUGUAUGACGGGGCCAAGCCGCAGACGUUCUUCACGGGCAGCAGCUGUAGUGCCUUCUAUCCCUUGAGGGAGGGAGAUUGGAGUGUUCUUCUGGCCACGUCGUCCAGUUUUGUCGACAGCAGCCUGUGGCAGAUUGUGGAUGUUUCGGAGGCCAAUAUCGUACGAACCAUAUCAUCUGCGACCAAGAGCGGCGCCAAGUUUGACCUUUCAUUCAAUAUGGUGACAGAGCUUUGGUACGAGGGCGCAAACGGCUACUUUGUUCAUUGCUGGAUGAUACGACCGCGUGAUUUCGACGAGAGCAAAAAGUAUCCUUGGGUCUUGGUACCACACGGCAGCCCAGGCAUGGCUUGGAACAACGAAUGGUCGACAACGGCAAGUGUAAACGCAUCACUGACGAUGGUGAUUCCCCCGCUGGUGUGUUUCCAGAGGGGAGACAAGCCUUUCCAGGACCUCCUCAGCUUGAUUACGUACUUGGAGGGGGUGCCUUAUCUCGACGAGUCCAAGGCUACUGUGUUGGGAAGCAGUAGUGCUGCAUAUCUGUUGAACAAGCUACUAGGACACGAUGUCGCCAAAAAGUUCUGCUGCGCAGUAUAUCAGAGCGGAACAAUCGAUCCUCCCGUGCCUCGUUCGCGCAAAGAGCCCGCCUUUGAGAGCUUCGACCAGCUCAACUCAUCGUACCCGCAUAUGGACCUCGAUUCAUACGAGAAUGACAUGGCUCGAUCGACCUUCUUUCACGGCUGGAACAACGCGCCACCAACCCUCAUCAUACACGGGGAGAAGGACAAACAAUGCUCCAUCACCGAGGCACUGACGGCGUUCAACUCGCUGCAGGCUCAGGGCACUCCUAGUCGGCUCUUGACGUUCCCUGAUGAGGGUCACGUCACGACCAAGCCCGAGAACACGCUGAUGUGGUACGAUGUGGUAUGGGAGUGGGUGAGGAAGUGCACCGAUGGUGAUAUUGAGAGACAAGAUAUUUCUUGA